CUUGCAAACGCACCUGCCCAGCCCAGCCCCGUUGCUUGUGGGCAUCGGGGCUUCUGCAGGGUCCAGGCAGCCUCUCCGGGGUUUCUUUUGGAGCCCGGCCCUCGGACAGGCGAGCCGGAGCGGCGGCGGGGGCGGGGCCCAGAGAGAUAUAAGCGCGGCGCGGGCCGAGGCAGUCAGUCUCCCGCCGCCCGCCCGCCCGCCAUGGAGCUGAGCGGAGCCCCCUCCGCGUUGGGCCUGGCCCUGCUGCUGGCCGGCUGCUGCCUCUCGGGCGUGCUGUGGCUGCUGGCCGGGGCCAGGCACGGGAGGGGGCGGCUGCCGCCUGGCCCGCCUCCCCUGCCGCUCCUGGGCAACCUCCUGCAGCUGGACCCCCGCGCCAUGCACCGCUCGCUGGAGAAGCUCAGCCAGAGAUACGGCCCCGUCUACACCAUCCACCUCAGCUCUCUGCCCUGCGUGGUCCUUUGCGGCUACCAAGCAGUGAAGGAGGCCUUGGUGGACCAAGCAGAUGAUUUCAGUGACCGGGGAGACUUCCCUGUCUUCUAUCGCUUCACUCAGGGCAAUGGCAUUGCCUUCUCCAAUGGGGAAAAGUGGAAGGUCCUGCGCCGCUUUGCCCUGCAAACUCUGAAGAAUUUUGGGAUGGGAAAAAGCAGCAUCGAGGAACGGAUCCAAAAAGAGGCCCAGUGCCUGGUGCAAGAGUUCCGGAAAACCGGUGGGGCUCCUUUUAACCCCAUCAACCUGGUUUGCCGUGCCGUCUCCAACGUCAUUUGCGCUGUGGUUUUUGGCAAUCGCUUUGACUACCAAGACUCUGCCUUCUUGACCCUGCUGGAUCACUUCAACGAGAACUUCAAGAUCAUGAGCUCCUUUUGGGGGGAGCUCUACAACAUUUUCCCCCGACUCAUGGACCUCCUGCCGGGGCCCCAUCAGCAGAUUUUCCGCAACUUUGAGAAACUGAAGCAGUUCAUUGCUGAGCGCAUUCACAGACACCAAGAAACCCUGGAUCCGACUGCCCCACGAGACUUCAUCGACUGCUUCCUGAUCCGCAUGGAGCAGCCAGAUUGGAAGAAAGACAAAAGGGGACAGAGGUUCAGCUUCAGCCGCCCCCGCCCAGCUGGUGGGAAAAGCAGGGAGGAGAAACAAGACCCGUUGAGCUAUUUCCACAUGGAAACCCUGGUGAUGACCACCCACAACCUGUUCUUUGGGGGUACAGAGACCACCAGCACGACCCUGCGUUACAGCUUUCUGAUUCUGAUGAAGUACCCUGAAGUGGCAGCUCAAGUUUACCAGGAGAUGGACCAAGUAAUUGGGUCCGAGCGGCCCCCCUGCCUGGCUGACCGCAAGCUCAUGCCAUACACAGAUGCAGUCAUCUACGAAAUCCAGCGCUUCAUCUCCAUCUUGCCCAUGGGGCUGCCUCGUGCCGUCACUCGGGACACACCCUUCAGGGAUUUCCUGCUUCCCAAGGGCACCAAUGUGAUCCCACUGCUGAGUUCGGUGCACUAUGACCCAUCCCAGUUCAAGGAUCCGAAUUCCUUCAACCCAGCCAAUUUCCUGGAUGAAAGGAAGGCCUUCAGAAGCAAAGAGGCCUUCAUGCCCUUUGCCCCAGGGAAGCGCAUCUGCUUGGGAGCCGGCUUGGCCCGCAUGGAGAUCUUCCUCUUCCUCACUACUCUCCUCCAACACUUCACAUUACAGCCACUGGUCCCCCCUGCCGAGAUCGACCUGGCCCCCCAGUGCACUGGCCUGGGCAACAUCCCACCCGCUUUCCAGUUCCAGGUCCUCCCUCGCUAGCCCCGCCCACCUGCUUGUCACCAGACCCAUCCCAAGUUGGACAGUGGGCAGAAGGGACUAUUUUGGCCACCUCCAAUGACAACCAGGGCUGUGAACAAUCCACACUUUGGAAAAGGUCCCAUUUCCACUGCAGGGAGAUGGCCAGUUCCUCUCCCGCUGCAUAAUACACUCUGCAUUUCCUA
Messenger RNA from Sphaerodactylus townsendi, 1961 nucleotides. Its product is annotated as cytochrome P450 2F5-like. Bases 202 to 1779 code for a protein of 525 amino acids. Gene Ontology annotation, biological process: xenobiotic metabolic process. Gene Ontology annotation, cellular component: cytoplasm; intracellular membrane-bounded organelle. The transcript is spliced from 10 exons. Lineage: Eukaryota; Metazoa; Chordata; Lepidosauria; Squamata; Sphaerodactylidae. Gene Ontology annotation, molecular function: oxygen binding; heme binding; iron ion binding. The record is from RefSeq and is a predicted model, not a curated record.